CUUCCGGUCUUUGAAAAGCAGGGUGUGUGUGUGUGUGUGUGUGUGUUGGCAAACUUAAGAAGGCCAGGCAGGGGGAAGAAGACACCAGGUCGUGCCAGAAAUGGCUCGCUUCGGUAACAAGCUGAGCUCCUACUCUAUCGCUCAGCUGUCCGAACUGCUCGAAGACGACGAGAAGCUCAACCAAAUAGUUCAGGACCUUGAAGAGGUGCAGGAGGUGCAACAGAAUAAGGAAACGAUCCUGGCAAGCAACCGGAGCCUGGCCGAGCAGAACCUCAAGCUGCAACCCAGAUUAGACCAUCAGAAGAAUGAGCUCACGAAGCGCUACCGCUGCCUGCAGGAACAAUUCGAGGCCUUCCAACUUCGCAAGUCCACGCUAGACCACAUGUCUGGCAACACAUCUUUGGAUACAUUACUUGCAUUGUUGCAGGCAGAAGGAGCCAAAAUAGAGGAAGAAACAGAGAACAUGGCUGACACUUUCCUUGAUGGCGCUGUACCCCUGGACGGCUUUAUCGAUGAGUACCAGAGCAAGCGCAAACUGGCUCACCUGCGAAGGGUGAAGAUCGAGAAGCUUCAGGAACUGGUGCUGAAAUCGCCAACGACGGUUGUCCAGGUCGCUCGUCACCCCGAAAUAGCAUCCGCACCUGCUCCCCUCCAGAAUGAGCCCGAUAGUGCCCCAGCACCACAGCCCAGAAGAGCCCCUCCGCUACCCCCCAUCAAAAAUCUCAGCCCUCAAUCUCAGCCAGCUCCAGUAAUGGUCUGCCCUGCUGCCCCUUACCCACCAAUUCCACCCCGAGCGAGACAACCCCAACCCGCUUACCCUUCUCUUUGCAUUUCACAGUACCCCCCACCAGUGCCACAGAGAUCUGCCCCUCGGAUGGCUCCUCAACCGGGAUUCAUCUUGCAGUGAUCUUUCGACUCUUGCAUCCUUUUGGGAAGGAACUAUCUAUGCACUGGAUGUCCAGCUGUGCCUUCCUGACGGUCCUCCUGCUGAGUAUAUCACGCAUGGACAUGCUGGACACCUAUUCAGAUGGGGGUUGUCUAGACUGAUUGGAAAGUAAUGUCAGCAAUGGUACCUUUUGUUUUAUUUCGCACUUUAGACUUUUGUUCUUCUGGAAUCGGGAUCUAAUACAAGAUGUCUGGCAACCUUG
Messenger RNA from Silurus meridionalis, 1148 nucleotides. RefSeq names its product VPS37B subunit of ESCRT-I a (gene vps37ba). The transcript is spliced from 4 exons. Bases 101 to 907 code for a protein of 268 amino acids. The record is from RefSeq and is a predicted model, not a curated record. Gene Ontology annotation, biological process: protein targeting to vacuole; ubiquitin-dependent protein catabolic process via the multivesicular body sorting pathway; protein targeting to membrane. Gene Ontology annotation, cellular component: ESCRT I complex. Lineage: Eukaryota; Metazoa; Chordata; Actinopteri; Siluriformes; Siluridae.